AUGGCAGGUAGAAACGAUGCUGCGAUUGCUGCUGCUUUGGAGGCUAUGGCUCAGGCCUUGGCAAAUCAGCCGAAUGCUGAUGAGAAUGCUGGAUCUCGCAGUUUGGCAACGUUCCAGAGGGAGAAUCCCCCGGUCUUCAAAGGCAAGCAUGACCCUGAUGGCGCGUUGGAAUGGUUGAAGGAGAUUGAGAGAAUCUUCCGCGUGAUGGACAACAUUCAUGCGCAGAAGGUUCGGUACGGAACUCAUAUGCUGGCAGUCGAAGCUGAUGACUGGUGGCUAGAAACUCGCCAGAGAUUGGAAGUUGCUGGUGAAGAGAUCACUUGGGUUGUGUUCCGCAGAGAGUUUUUAGGGAAGUAUUAUCCUGAAGAUGUUCGGGGUAAGAAGGAGAUUGAGUUCCUUGAGCUGAAACAGGGGGAUAUGUCAGUGACAGAGUAUGCUACAAAGUUCACUGAGUUGGCUAAGUUCUACCCGUAUUAUGAUGGAACAGGAACUGAGUUUUCGAAGCGCAUCAAGUUUGAGAACGGAUUGCGCUCUGAAAUCAAGAAAGCUGUUGGGUAUCAAAAGAUUCGCAUCUUUCCUAAUUUGGUUGAUAGUUGCAGGAUUUAUGAAGAAGAUCAUAAUGCAUAUUACAUAAUUGUCAAAGAUAAGAGAGGCAAGCAGAACCGUAGCACACCUUAUGAUGCUCUAGUUGGAAAGAGUAAAGCAGAUGUGGCUGACAGCAAGAGAACUAGUGGGGGAGAAGCUCCUGCCAAUGUCGUUUGUUUCAAUUGCGAGAAACCUGGUCAUAAGAGUAAUGCGUGCAACCUUGAAGUGAAGAAAUGUUUUCGUUGUGGUAAGAUGGGACAUGCUAUGUCAGAUUGCAAACAUAAGGAAAUGGUUUGUUUUAACUGCGGUGAAGAAGGACACAUUGGGAGUCAGUGCCUGAAACCAAAGAAGACUCAAUCUGGUGGAAAAGUGUUCGCGUUGGCGGUAAGUCAGACUGAUUGUGAGGACGAGCGUGUUGGAGGUAAUGUUUCGUUAGUAAUACUCCUUUAA
Molecule: messenger RNA, 1035 nt
Organism: Vicia villosa (hairy vetch)
Lineage: Eukaryota; Viridiplantae; Streptophyta; Magnoliopsida; Fabales; Fabaceae
Exons: 1
Coding region: 1-1035 (344 amino acids)
Molecular function (GO): zinc ion binding; nucleic acid binding
Source: RefSeq, a predicted model, not a curated record